This is a messenger RNA of Cydia splendana, 1605 nucleotides long. RefSeq names its product myc box-dependent-interacting protein 1 (gene Amph). Gene Ontology annotation, cellular component: cytoplasm; plasma membrane. Bases 142 to 1545 code for a protein of 467 amino acids. Gene Ontology annotation, molecular function: protein binding; phospholipid binding. NCBI's taxonomy places the organism in Eukaryota, Metazoa, Arthropoda, Insecta, Lepidoptera, Tortricidae. The record is from RefSeq and is a predicted model, not a curated record. The transcript has 10 exons.
UGUUCAGUCCGCUAGAGUGCCUUUCUCAGGGUAACACGCAUUUGGAUUUUGACGUGUGACAGUGUAGAGCUGCAACCAAAUCUGGGUGCAGAUUGAUGGUGUAUCGAAAUAAAGACGGUCGGUAAUGAAACAGUGAUUAAAAUGGCUGAAAGCAAAAGUGCGUUAAUCGCAAAAUCAGUGCAAAAACAUGCCGGACGGGCGAAGGAAAAGCUCCUUCAGAACCUGGGCAAAGUAGACCGGACGCUCGACGACAUCUUCGAAGAGCAUCUCCAGAACUUCAACAGGCAGCACCAGCAGGCCACGAGGCUGCAGAAAGAGUUCAACAACUACAUAAGAUGUAUACGAGCCGUCCAGACCGCAUCAAAGUCUCUAAUGGAGGCCAUCACGGAAGUGUACGAGAGCGGUUGGUCGGGCCACGACUUGCUGUACGUGCAAUCGCAAAGCAUGGAGAUGCUCUGGCAGGACUUCUCGCACAAGCUGGGCGACCAGGUGCUCAUCCCGCUCAACACAUACACCAACCAGUUCCCUGAAGUCAGGAAAAAAGUAGAGAAGCGUGGCCGCAAGCUGGUAGAUUACGACAGCCAGCGACAUAGCUUCCAGAAUCUUCAGGCCAAUGCUGCCAAGAGAAGGGACGAUGUCAAGAUCACAAAAGGCCGCGAACAACUAGAGGAGGCGAAACGCACAUACGAGGUCCUCAACUCGGAGCUCCACGACGAACUGCCGGCGCUAUACGAUUCACGGGUCCUCUUCUACGUCAACAACCUGCAGACGCUGUUCAGCGCUGAACAGCUCUUCCACAACGAGAGCUCUAAGGUGUUCGCCGAGCUAGAAGCGAUAACCGACAAGCUCGCGAACGAGUGCCAGCGCGGCUCCUACACGAAGAAGUCCAUCGCCAACAACAUCUCGCCCAUCUCCUCGCCCAAGACCAACACGCUCAACUCAAUCAACGGCAACGCUGCUUCGCCCACCAACACUGUACAAACGCCCCCCUCCCCCGCGCUCAACGGCGACUCCCCGCCGCCAACGCCCGCGCGCCACGCGAGCGAGGAGCGCGACAAGUCCCCCGUCUCGCUCGCCGAGUCCGCACCUCCCGCCGUCACCCCCGCCCCGGCCACGCCCACCGACGACGCGCCCACCAAUAACAACGAGGACAAGAAGCUAGAGGAGCUGUACGAUAUACCCGUUGGGACGCCGGUACCGCCCGAGAAGUUGAAUAAUAACGGCGAGGGAAAGAAACAAGUAGACGUAGAACAGAGUGUCAAAGAAAAGGACAAAGAGAAUGACAGUCCGAAGACGGACGAAGUGUACGACAUACCUGUUGGGGCGACGCUGGCCGGCCUGCCGGCGGGCGUGCUGUACCGCGUGCGCGCUACCUACCGCUACACGCGCGAGGACAGCGACGAGCUCAGCUUCGACGUCGGCGACACCAUCCGCGUCGUCGAGUACGACGACCCCGAGGAGCAGGAGGAGGGCUGGCUAAUGGGCAUCAAGGAGGGAACAAACGAGAAAGGCAUGUUUCCGGCUAACUUCACGCGGCCCAUAUGAGGCGCUUGGGUAUCGCCUGCACCCUCGAGUUCGACUUGCGUAUAGAUUACCAUUUGACCG